Laccaria bicolor S238N-H82 is the source of this 1917-nucleotide messenger RNA. RefSeq lists its product as uncharacterized. Gene Ontology annotation, biological process: vacuolar transport; protein localization to membrane. Bases 1 to 1917 code for a protein of 638 amino acids. The transcript is spliced from 19 exons. Lineage: Eukaryota; Fungi; Basidiomycota; Agaricomycetes; Agaricales; Hydnangiaceae. The record is from RefSeq and is a predicted model, not a curated record. Gene Ontology annotation, cellular component: membrane.
AUGCGCUCCCGCUUUCUGGCUGUCAUAUGGCUUUAUAUUAUUCCUACCAUUACGGCUUUCUAUCUGCCAGGCGCCGCUCCCCGCAACUAUGUCGAGGGUGAACAGGUCGACAUCUUUGUGAAUGCCCUCACACCCAUGCUUACUGGAAGCAAUGAUGCAAAAUUGAAAUAUGACUAUUAUCAUCCAAAUUUUCAUUUCUGUGAGCCUGAAGGAGGGCCAGUGAAGCAACCCGAGUCACUGGGGUCGAUUUUGUUUGGUGAUAGAAUUUUUAACUCCCCGUACAAGAUCAAAAUGCUGCAGAAAAAUGGCACCUGCGAGACACUCUGUGUAGUUCCCAAUGUAACAGGAGAGGAAGCAAAGUUCAUUAAUGACCGGAUCCGAGAAGACUAUGCUCUUAACUGGCUCGUCGACGGACUCCCGGCUGCCGAGAUGAAAAUUGACCUGCGGAAUAACGACUUAUUUUUUGACAUGGGGUUUAACCUCGGAGAUAAUGAAGGUCCACGCCAGAAUUUGCCGACGAUGAACAAUCACUACGAAAUUGUUCUGAGAUAUCACAAGCCUACUCCAGACACAUUCCGCAUCGUCGGAGUUCUCGUAUGGCCUGCGAGCAUAGGUGGUCCUCAAGACUCUGCCGCAAGCUGCGACCCGGCUGUUCCCCUAAUUUUGAGUGAGGACCAUAGCCAACCCAUUCGUUAUAGCUAUCGUGUUACCUGGAAUGAAUCUGAUACACCAUGGGCAGGUUCUACAUUGUCUUGCGAAAGUCUUUUCCCUGAACUCGCAACUCGAUGGGAUAACUAUCUUCACAUUUUUGAUCCCCGGAUUCACUGGUUCAGUCUCAUUAACUCGCUUGUCAUCGUCGUGUUUCUCUGCGUGAUGGUAUCGAUGAUUCUGAUCCGGAGUGUUACUCGUGAUAUAUCUCGGUACAACGCCAUCGAUCUCAGUGAGGAUGUUCAAGAAGAUUGGGGAUGGAAGUUGGUUCAUGGGGAAGUUUUCCGCACUCCUACAAAUCCCCUAAUCCUUUCUGUCAUGGUUGGGAAUGGUUCUCAGCUAUGCGCGAUGGUCGCGGUUACUCUAGUAUUCGCACUUUUGGGCUUCCUCUCGCCUUCCAAUCGAGGUUCGCUCGCAACUGUAAUGAUGGUGUGCUGGACUCUCUUCGGCGGGAUCGGAGGGUAUUUUUCUAGUCGUGUUUAUGCUUCUUUAGGUGGCACCGAUCGAAGAAAAACUGCUUUCUUGACUGCUACCAUCUUACCAGUCGUUAUAUUCAUCAUCGUCUUUCUUUUGAACCUUUUCCUACUCACUGCGGGCUCUUCGGGGGCUGUUCCAUUUGGUACCAUGGUGCUUAUUAUCCUGCUGUGGUUUGGCAUUUCUGCACCACUGUCUGCCAUUGGGUCAUAUUUUGGUUCAAAGCAUGGGGGUAUACGUCACCCCGUACGCGUUCACCAAAUCCCUCGCCAAAUUCCCCCUGGACCUAAAUACCUCAAACCAUGGAUCGCGGCUUUGCUAAGUGGUAUUCUCCCUUUCGGCGCUGCAUUCGUUGAGCUGUACUUCGUACUUUCGAGUCUCUUCGCCUCCCGCGCAUACUAUGCGUUUGGAUUCUUGGCGUUGACAGCAGCCGUUGUGUCCCUGACGACGGCCACGGUGACCAUCCUUUUCACCUAUUUCAUCCUUUGUGCCGAAGAGUACAGGUGGCAUUGGCGGUCGUUCCUUAUUGGUGGUGGAAGUGCAUUCUGGGUCAUGGCAUACGGGAUAUUCUAUUGGGCAUCUCGGCUUUCGCUCGACUCUCUAUCAAGCGUCGUCCUCUACCUUGGAUACCUGUUCCUUAUUGCUCUGCUCGACUUUUUGAUCACAGGUACCAUUGGAUUCUUGGCAUCAUAUUGGGCCGUUCGUAGACUCUACAGUGCCAUUCGCAUUGAUUAG